AUGUCAUCACCAAUAUAUACUUCUGACAGUCCAAAUUCUCCUCCUUUGAGAGUAAAUUCAAAGGCUUUAGUUUGUAAAUGGGACGAGUGUCCAGAAACUUUUAUAAUUCUAGCCGAUUUGGUAUCUCAUUUGCACGAAGGAAGAAAGAAAGCGAAUUACACUUGUGAAUGGGCGAGUUGUCCUAGGAAAGGAGCUACUCAAACUUCUCGAUUUGCGUUAAUUACUCACCUAAGGAGUCACACCGGGGAGAAACCUUAUGAUUGUAAAGUGCCAGAUUUUUAUUAUUGCCUUCCUCUUUACCUACAUCAUUAA
Messenger RNA from Funneliformis mosseae, 312 nucleotides. NCBI's taxonomy places the organism in Eukaryota, Fungi, Glomeromycota, Glomeromycetes, Glomerales, Glomeraceae. The record is from the annotation of a GenBank genome assembly.